Glycine soja is the source of this 1197-nucleotide messenger RNA. RefSeq names its product F-box/kelch-repeat protein At3g23880-like. The coding region runs from base 1 to 1197 and encodes 398 amino acids. The record is from RefSeq and is a predicted model, not a curated record. Lineage: Eukaryota; Viridiplantae; Streptophyta; Magnoliopsida; Fabales; Fabaceae. The transcript has a single exon. Gene Ontology annotation, molecular function: protein binding.
AUGAAGAACGACACUCAGACUCUCCCUCUGGAGUUGAUCAUAGAAAUUCUGAUGAGAUUGCCAGUGAGAUCUGUUUUGGGUUUCAAGUGUGUCUGUAAAUCAUGGUUUUCUCUUAUUUCCGAUCCCCAAUUCGGUAUUUCACAUUUUGAUCUGGCUGCCUCACCCACCCACCGACUUCUUCAGAGAUGUAAUCAUUUUUACGCUGAAUCCAUUGACACAGAGGCACCACUUAAGAAAUAUUCUAGUGCAGUGCAUUUCCUUCUCCCCCCUCCAUCACCCCCACACCAUGGUGAAUACGACAAUUACGCUGAUUAUCAGGAUAAACAUGAGAUCUUGGGAUCAUGCAGAGGCCUCGUACUUUUAUACUAUAAGAGAUACUGUGAUCUCAUUCUAUGGAAUCCAUCAAUAGGUGCCCACAAACGAUCACCAAACUUUGCAUAUGAUAUAACCUUUCAAUUUCUAUAUGGCUUUGGGUAUGACCCAUCAACAGAUGAGUACCUGCUAAUGAUGAUUGGAUUGUAUGAGUCUGGAAAUUACAAGUAUGAUAAUGGUAACGAGUCUGAAGAUCAUGAAUGCAAAGGUAACUAUCAGAUUUUCUCUUUCAAAACUGAUUCCUGGUAUAUCGAUGAUGUCUUUGUUCCAUACAAGGAUCUUGGUGAUAAAUUCAGAGCUGGGUCACUCUUCGAUGAGACUCUUCACUGGUUGGUUUUCUCCGAGGAUAAAAAGAUUCCUGUCAUUCUAGCCUUUGAUCUGAUACUAAGGAGUUUCUCAGAGAUUCCUCUAUUUGAUCAUUUUACUAUGGAGAAAUAUGAAAUUUACAGUUUGAGGGUGAUGGGAGGAUGUCUCUGCGUGUGUUGCUUGGUCCAAGGCUAUGAAAAUGCUGAAAUAUGGGUGAUGAAAGAAUAUAAAGUGCAGUCAUCUUGGACUAAAUCCAUUGUUAUCCCUACUAGCGGAUUUUCCCCGCUACGCAUCACCAAAGAUGGUGGAAUUCUUGGAUCAAAUACCUGUGGAAGAUUAGAGAAACUUAAUUACAAAGGAGAGCUGCAUGAGCAUCUCAAUUAUGGUGGAGGUCAAUGGUUGUACUCUGCCAAUCUACAGUCUGCUGUGUAUAGAGAGAGUCUACUCUCACUCCCCAGUGUUGUUCGGGUACCAAGUAAAGAUGAUCAUGGGAAAACAAGUGAAGAUGACCAACAAUAA